This is a messenger RNA of Erpetoichthys calabaricus (reedfish), 1185 nucleotides long. RefSeq lists its product as uncharacterized. The record is from RefSeq and is a predicted model, not a curated record. NCBI's taxonomy places the organism in Eukaryota, Metazoa, Chordata, Cladistia, Polypteriformes, Polypteridae.
AUGCAAGCAAAAGGACAGUCAGAUGAGGCCCAUCCAAAGCCUACUGGCACUUUAAGCACAGAUGAAAAUCAGGGGCGUACUGCCAGCUCUACCAGGUGUCUACAGUGCCAAGCUUUGGCUUCUGUGUCGACCUUGGAAAAGACCCCAGGAUGGGAUCACAUGCCAGAAAAAGACAAACAGGCAGGAGGAAAAAAGCACUCUGAUGCAGCCCUUCACCAACUCCUUGAUGAAAUGUUGCAGCCUGAUGAUAACAGAGGAGAUAAUGACUGUGAAAAAGAGUACAUAACUGACAAUGCCGAAGUCUCAAUCUACAUGCUUCCAUUAGGUCAGAUUAUCUCAGGGCACAACGUGAGCUACCACAGCUAUGCUGAUGACACACAGCUGUAUUUAUCAAUAGCACCUGGUGACCCCAAAUCUCUUGAUUCGCACACUUGUAUCUCAGAAUGGAUGAAUAGUAACUUUCUCAAAUUAAAUAAAGAAAAAACUGGAAUCUUAGUGAUUGGCAAUAAUGGAUACAAUGAGGCUAUUAGAAAUAAACUGGAUGCAUUAGGAUUAAAAGUCAAAUCGGAGGUAAAAAGCUUAGGGGUAACCGUUGAUUGUAAUCUGAAUUUUAAAUCGCAUAUUAAUCAGAUCACAAGGACAGCAUUUUUUCACCUAAGAAACAUAGCAAAAGUUAGACCUCUUAUAUCAUCGAAAGAUGCAGAGAAAUUAGUUCAUGCGUUUGUUUUCAGUCAGCUAGAUUACUGUAACGCACUCCUCUCAGGACUACCCAAAAAAGACAUCAAUCGUUUGCAACUAGUGCAGAAUGCAGCUGCUAGAAUCCUUACCAGGAAAAGAAAAUCCGAACACAUUUCUCCAGUUUUGAUGUCACUACACUGGUUACCUGUGUCAUUCAGAAUUGACUUUAAAAUUCUGCUUAUGGUUUAUAAAGCUUUAAAUAAUCUCGCCCCGGCUUAUAUAUCGGAAUGUCUGACACCUUAUAUUCCAAAUCGUAACCUCAGAUCCUCAACUGAGUGUCUCCUUAGAAUUCCAAGAGCAAAACUUAAAAGAAGUGGUGAGGCGGCCUUCUGCUGUUAUGCACCUAAAAUCUGGAAUAGCCUGCCAGUAGGAAUUCGCCAGGCUAAUACAGUGGAGCACUUUAAAAAACUACUGAAAACACAUUAUUUUAACAUGGCCUUCUCAUAA